Molecule: messenger RNA, 5515 nt
Organism: Megalopta genalis
Lineage: Eukaryota; Metazoa; Arthropoda; Insecta; Hymenoptera; Halictidae
Product: putative E3 ubiquitin-protein ligase makorin-1
Biological process (GO): protein polyubiquitination
Molecular function (GO): metal ion binding; ubiquitin protein ligase activity
Source: RefSeq, a predicted model, not a curated record
UGAUGACUCGUAAAAUAGCGAAGUUUCGUCUCUGUAAUAAAAUGUGAAUUUGCCUGUGUUGUUAGUUAAUCGUGACGUAUAUACGUGCUCUCACGCCUAAAGUCGACGAGUUGCAUACAUAUAUAGCAAAUGUUAAACAUUUGUCGAUAGAGGAUAAAAACAGAGAGUACACGUAUACAUGUAUAUGGUACGAAGAAAUUUGCACAAGAGAAAAACAGUGUAGAACAACGGUAGAAGUAAGGACAGACGAAGGAAGAAGAAGGACAGAAAUUCGUGUUUUUGUAGUUGAUAUUCAAGGGAUCCUGCGAAGGGAUACUUGUCAGGCAAAAUUACCGAUAGAACAGGAAGCAUUGUGCUACGUCGUGUUCACGUUUAUUUGAAUAAAUUCUUGUUGUGUGUCGUUCUGUUGUAACGAAAAGAAAGUGCACGCGACCCUUCGAGGACGCGUUGUCGAUCAUUGUUACAGUGGAAGCUUUAGAAAAUGGCCGACAAUUGGACACAGAGCGUUGUUUGCCGCUAUUUCAAAAAUGGUAUGUGUCGAGAAGGGAGCAACUGCAGAUAUCACCAUAGCCAAAGUGCCAGGAAUGAUGGGAGUACCACAGAAACAGUAAUAUCUAGCCCUGCACCGCCUUUCAUUGAUGCUUGUCGCUUUUUUAAGCAUGGCACCUGUAAGUUUGGAAAUCAGUGCCAUUUUCGUCACACCACUGAAACUGCUGAAAAUAAUUCAGAAGAUGCAAAUAUGAUAGAUAGUGCUUCGCCUGGGCAACACGCUUCGAGUACUUCAACUUCGUCAUCAAUAAAGAAUAUUAUAGAAAGUGCCUCUAUGUACGAAGAAUGGGUGAAAGCACCGGAAUUUGUACCUUCGUCUGUUGCUGGUUCCUCUUCGGCAAGCGAGACGUGCACUACCUUAGGAACAUCUGCAAGCUCUCCGUAUCCGGUAUCUUACGCGCAAGCUGUUAAUCCUUCUGGUCAAGCAUCCAGUUUAUCAGUAGAACCACUCUGUCCAUAUGCAAUGGCAACUGGAAUUUGUAAAAAACGUAAUUGUACAUACUUGCACGGAGAUAUCUGUGAAUUAUGCAAUCGCGCUGCACUACAUCCACACAACGAAGAUCUACGAAAGAAACAUACGAAUGCAUGUGUUAAGCAGCACGAAGUAGACAUGGAGCUUUCUUUUGCGAUUCAGCGUAGUAGAGAAAAGUCUUGUGGAGUCUGCUUUGAAAUAGUGAUGGAGAAAGCAUCUGGUGAACAGAGAUUUGGUAUUCUACCAAAUUGCAAUCAUUGCUUUUGCUUAAGUUGUAUCAGAAAGUGGAGACAAGCUAAACAGUUUGAUAAUAAGAUCAUUAGGGCUUGUCCUGAAUGUCGUGUCACUUCUGAUUUUGUGUGUCCAAGUAUGUACUGGGUAGACACGAAGGAAGAAAAAGAAAAAUUAAUAAUGGACUAUAAAUGUGCAUUGAGCACCAAAGAUUGCAAAUAUUUCAAUAAAGGACGCGGCAAAUGUCCUUUCGGUAACAAAUGCUUUUACCUCCACGCGCUUCCCGAUGGUACUAAAACAGACGUUGGUCCACCUGUUCGUCAAAGACGUAACGCCGACGAUGAAAUUGAUUUCUUGCGUCAGUUUUUCUUGUGGGAUUUCCUAGAAGAGAGAGACGACCGCUGGUUACUCGACUUGGAGCUCGAUGACAUUGUCACUGUGUUUUCAGAUUCGGAAGACUCUGAUUGGUCUGGGCACGAACUUUCUUAUGAGUAGUUGUACUAAAAUUCGACAAUCAUUUCUGCUGUUACUGUUAUCUGUAUUAUCUAUCUUAUCCACCACUUAUAUGUGGUUUCAGUGGCUGAAUAGACAAGUAGUUUACGAAUUGUUUGAAUGGUUAUGGUUCAAAGGUAUCCUGUCUGUGUUGUGUGCUUCGCUUGGUGAUAUAUUUACAUUGAAAGACGUGUAAAUGCAUCGGAUUGGUAAAUAGAAGAUAGCAGUAGUAAACGAGUCGCAUGUAUAAUAAUGACAAGGUUUUUAAUACUAUACUAUCACACUUUGUAAUAAUUUUUUUCGCAUAUUCUUGACCAAUAUUCUUACAAAUAAUACUCAAUCAUAAGACGUAUGCAUCAGAUUUGUUACAUCAGUGGUCCAAAUUAAUUCAAAGAAUAGAACAUAUUUUGCCAGCAUAAACAGAUUCCACCAAGCCGCGAUCCUGUUUCACGUUUAAUGAUUUCUUCUUUAACAAGAAGUCAGUGGAAGAUACUGUUAGAUAACAAUGAUUACUUGUACGCUUAAAAAUUUUUGUCUAGUGAUGCUUGAUUUAGUAACAAAAUGAAUUUUCUUUAUUUACCUGAACAGAAUAAGUGUACUGUUAUCCUUUAUGCUUUUAAAUCAAAUUCAUUUUAUCGAUAUUGUUAUUAAUCGUUGGCGUGGAACUUAACGCUCCAAUAAGAACUUCUUGAGUAAGAUGAAAAGAUGAUCAUUUCUCUUACGAUAUAGUUUUAGUUUUUUCUUCUUUUAGAAUUACCUUUUAGAAUUACUUUCAUCUCCAUUAGGUACUUAUUCUGUGGGCAGAGAAAACCAAGUCUGACUUUCACUAUGUUUUUCGUGUUACUCGACUUGGCAAAUAAAGAAGAAUUCAUGGAAAAUAGUGUCCAAUUUAAAAAAAGAACAGUAAACCAUUAUUUGCAAUAAUCAGUAUAAUGCAUCCUGCAUUACCCCCUGUUACGGCUCUGUGAACAUUUAAAAAUACAACAAAUUCCUUAAAUUAUUCGAUUGUAUAGUGUUAGUUUUUAAUUGAUAUAGAAUUAAGGUAUCCGUGAUAAUUGCGCAAAUCGUGUGUAGCAUGUAAUAAAGUAUGACUGUGCGAUAGUAUGGAUCUUUGGUUGAAUGUUUGUAAUGGUAAAGAAAACAAAAAGAAAUACUAACAAAUACGUAUUGAUUCCGAAUUUGAGAAUGAAUAAAAAAGAAGAAACAAUAUUAUACGAACGUUAGGUGAACGAAAGUAGUUCUGGGAUUUUUUAUCAAUUCGUCUUUAUAUUUUAUUAUUUAUUAUACAUUUACACUUUUAAUUGCUACCUAUCGGAAUCGAUGAUGCUGUUGUAGCAGACAAGUAUAAUUAUGUGUAAUAAUGAAUGAAGGCAAUCCUAGAGCUGUAUAAAGAGAAAUAAAAGCCAAAGAAUAUGGUAUCAAUUCUUUCGAUAGAAGUACUUCAUUGCAGAUAAACAGUUUCAAUGGUAUUAAAGGAAUUCGCCUGAAUGAGUAUUACGUUAAGUGUUUUUGCGCAUAUAAAUUCGAUCUGUUGUUUGUAGGAGUAAGAAAACAAAAUAAUGUUUCUUUUGCAAGAAUCUACUCUCAGUGUUGCCUUUAGUGAAAAGUCAGUUAACGUUACUUGAUAUUUUACUGGACAAACUUUCUGCGCACGCAAGUUGUUUGUACUUUCUAUAAAAUUUUUAUACUGUUAAUUUUAUAGAUAAUUGUUAUAAUUCGGCGUUUAUUGUUAUUGCUAACGCUAUUUAUAAAAAACAAGAACUUGAAGUAUUUGAUAUAAUAUUAUGUAUGGUAAAUAUCUAUUUUAAAAUAUUUCUUUUUUCAUUAACUAUCAGAGCUAAAUGAAGGUACAUAUUAUACUAUUACUUUUCUUGAAUGUUUAGAAUCAGUGUUGGGUGUCGAUCGAUUUCAACAAUUCACAAUUAAUCCAAUCGACGAUUAAAUGUAUCUAUGUCAGUUAAAUGAAAAAUUUAAUCGUUAAUUGCGUUAGAUGUUGCCCAAUUCUGAAUCGAAAUCCGCUACUGCUUCACGCGUUAACAAUAAGAAUAAUAAGAACUUUGUGUAUUUGUCAACACUGGGCGUUGCCACUUCUCGUCAGUUCGAAUUUAGUUUUGUUUUUAAAAGCGUGUUCUUCGCGUCAGCAUGUCGUGAAGGAGCGAACGUGUUUUCCGAGUGCCAAUGAAUUUGAUUACGAGUCUCCGACGUGUUAAUUUAUUUUAGUUUUACAAUGCGUGGCGCCGGCGAAGUGGGUGGGGGAGUGGUCUAAGAAAUAUUGUUGUCGAUUAAACAGAAUGCCGUGCGUUCGUGUAUUUACAGAUGUGCAUAAGUGAAUGUAUAGGAAUUUGAAUUUUUAUAUGGUUUGUGAGUGGCUGCCUGAGUCGUAAACUUGCAAAUCUAAUUGCUUGAGCGAUACUAGCUAUAGGGCGUGCAUUUUAGGUACAACUGACCUUGACUUUUACUUCCUACUAUAUCAUAGUUCUCCAACAUGGCGACUUCCGUUCCCCGGUUGACGUCAAAAUUUUAUUUUCUUUGUUUUUAAUCUAUCUAUAAAAAAUUUCACGCACGCGACCGUGUCUGGAAUUCUUUAUAGUAAUUGAAAUAAUUUACUCAAACGAAAUUUCGACAAGGAGGCUGUGAGCCAAAAAAUGUUUGGAAACUAUACGCUGUAUCGACGAAUUUUUCGUGUUUUCGCGAGAAUCAGAUUCACAGAUUUAUUUUUACUUUAGCGAUUUGCUCUACUUUGUUGAAUUUCUUUAAUUUUAUGCGUAAUGAGAGAAACGCUUUAUGGGUCAGUGUUCUUAUUAUUUUUACGAUUUAUCGAUCUUUGUAACUGUCUGCAGACGGGUGCCGAUAACGCUGUUCAACUAAUUGUAGCAUUUUUUGUCGCAGAAAAUAAGUGUUGGACAGCGUAAUGUAAGACAAGACUGUAGAAAUAAUAGGUUUUGCGAAUUUCCCGUCUCAAUAAUCAAGGUUUUAUUAAACGGCGUUCAACGAUUAGACUGCGGAGUUUAUUCGUUUCUGAUAGAGAUGAUCGCGUGAAAAAAAAUUAAACUUAAUUUAUUCAAAUUAAUAAAAAGAGUUUUUAUUCGAAUUCUGUUUCAGAAAAUUUGUAAUCUUUCAUAAAGAUCCGCAGUCUAUCAACGACAACUUGAGCGUGGUAUUAAACACUUUAGCUACUGGAAGUCUAUUAAUAAACUUCUUAACGACUUUGGUACACUUAAAAGAAAUGAUUAAUAUUAUUACUUAAGAUGACUAAUGAAAUAACUUCCGAUAGGUAGAGUGUCAAAAUCGAAUGCCUCGAGUUCUCGUUUAGUUAUUGCGACGAGCCACUGCCCAACGUUAACGUGUCUUUUAAACUUAUUGUUAGUGAUAAAACAGGAAGUUAGAAGUUAAGGUGGUAACGAGUUAAGCAGUAAAUAAUUUCGCUGUACUAUUGCGAGGAUACGAUACCAUUGCCAAGUGUUCACGUGCCCCGCGUGAUCGAGAUCAUUAUUAACUAUAGAAAAUUUAUAAUGCUGUUAGACUAUCUACAAAUUGUCUUGUGCGUAACGAAACUGUAAUUUAUGAUUGGAAUAGACGCACAAGUUUCCCGGAGUUAUCUCGCGAUCAUUCUCGAGUAUCGAGUAGUUCGUUUAUAGUCAUUAAUUUGUAUAUUAGUCAAGCUCAAUGAGAAAAGUAAGUGAUAUGUAAUGUAUAUUGGCUUCAAUUUCAUUUCUUACGAUGAUAUAUUUUUGUUAUUGGAAGUAGACGAAUAAAUGAACCAUGCGUCUA